AUGAGUUUACAUGAACCUGUUUCUGCUGCUGAAGGUGUUCCAUUUUGGACCCCCAAGCAAAUCUUGAGAGCUGGUACCGCUGUUGUACCUCAACCAGAUGGAAAGGCAAUUCCAAAGAUAUUCCAACCAUUGAAGAUUAGAGGUUUAACUAUUCAGAACAGAAUUGGAUUAUCACCAAUGUGUCAGUACUCUGCCAACCCCAAAUUUGAAGCCACACCAUGGCAUGUGGUUCACUACGGUGAAAUAAUCAAGCGUGGACCUGGUUUAUCAUUUAUUGAAGCCACUUCAGUUUCCCCUGAGGGUGGACUUUCACCUCAAGAUUUGGCUAUUUUCAACGACGAACAGGCCAAGAAAUUGAAGGAUAUUGUUGACUUUGCUCAUUCUCAGAAUCAACAUAUUGGUAUUCAAAUUGCCCAUGGUGGUCGUAAGGCCAGUGGAUCUCCAAUGUACGAGCAUUUAGAAAGGAUUGCGGAUGCAUCUGUUGGUGGUUGGCCAGAUAAGGUGGUUGCUCCAUCACCAAUUCCUUAUAGACCUGGUGGUUCUUUGGCUACACCAAAGGAAUUAACUAUUCCUGAUAUCAAGAGAAUCAUUAAAGAAUUCGGAGCAGCUGCUAAGAGGGCCGUUGAAAUUUCGGGCUUUGAUAUAAUUCAAAUUCACGCUGCACAUGGUUAUUUGAUCAAUGAGUUUUAUUCUAAGGUCUCCAACAAGAGAACAGAUGAAUAUGGUGGAUCAUUUGAAAAUAGAGUUCGUUUCUUAUUGGAAAUUAUUGAUGAAGUCAGGGCCAACAUUCCUGAAGACUUCCCAUUGUCGUUGAGAAUUUCUGCUAUUGAUAACUCUCCAGACAAUCCAGAAUCAUGGAAAAUUGAAGACUCUGUUAAGUUAGCGCCAUUGGUCAUUGCUAGGGGAGUUGAUAUCAUUGAUACUUCAUCAGGUGGUAACGAUUCUUCUGCUAAUGCAAGAGGUCCAAGAGAUGGAGUUCACGUCGAGCUUGCAAGAGCAGUUAAAAAGGCCAUUGGAGACUCUGGUUUGGUUUCCUGUGUUGGAUCAUUGAGAACAGCCACAUACGCCAAUAAAUUUCUUGAAGAGGGUGUAUUUGAUAUUGCCGAGUUCGGUAGACCAUUCCUCCAAAACCCUGCACUUGUGAAUCAAUUUGCUGAUGAAUUAGGCGUUAGAAUUGAAAAUGCUAGACAACUUGAGUGGUCGUUGCAUACUGAUAGAAAUCAAAUGAUAGAAGCAAUUGCUGAAGCCAAGAGAAAGGUUGAAGCCCUCAAGCUUUAG
Dujonia railenensis is the source of this 1278-nucleotide messenger RNA. NCBI's taxonomy places the organism in Eukaryota, Fungi, Ascomycota, Pichiomycetes, Serinales, Debaryomycetaceae. The record is from the annotation of a GenBank genome assembly.